This is a messenger RNA of Rosa chinensis, 1213 nucleotides long. Its product is annotated as protein trichome birefringence-like 1. Gene Ontology annotation, cellular component: Golgi apparatus. The record is from RefSeq and is a predicted model, not a curated record. NCBI's taxonomy places the organism in Eukaryota, Viridiplantae, Streptophyta, Magnoliopsida, Rosales, Rosaceae. Gene Ontology annotation, molecular function: O-acetyltransferase activity.
AUGAGUCAUCUUUUCCUGAGGGUUCUAAUGGGGAAAAUGGUUUGCCAAGCUAUGUGGCAUUGAAGUCCAUAAGCAAUGAGGGAUUGUCUGGGUUUGAGUUGAUGAAUGGUUGUGAUUUGUUUAAUGGAAGAUGGGAUGAAUGGAAGGAACAUGUUGGGAUUAUUGAGAGGAAAGCGUCUAAUUUUUUGUCUUCUUAGGAAUUCAGUGGAUGAUAAGAGCAGAGUUUUUGAAGCUUCUGGCAGGAGUGAAUUUUGUACAGAGGGCGCCUACUAUUUUGUAUUCAAGGAUAACAAUUAUUCAGUGGAGUUUGUUCAAUCACCAUUUCUAGUUCCAGAAUCGGAGGUGCUAACCAUAAAUGGGUCAAAGAAGGAAACCCGCCUGGAUAUGGUUCAGAGAUCCUUGGAUAAGUACAGAAGUGCAGAUGUUCUUGUCUUCAACACAGGUCACUGGUGGACUCAUGAGAAAACUUCCAGAGGGCAGGGUUACUAUCAAGAGGGUGCUAUUCAACUGAAUGUUAAAGAGGCGUAUGGAAAAGCUAUAACAACAUGGGCCAGAUGGCUGGAUGCUAAUAUAAAUCCUGAAAAAACUAUUGUUUUCUUCCGGGGCUAUUCACCUAAUCACUUUAGCGGUGGAAGAUGGAAUACUGGAGGUCAAUGUCAUGGUCGGACAGAGCCAAUUCAAUACGAGGCAUACAAAGGAAAAUAUCCGGCAAAGAUGAAAAUACUGGACUCAGUAAUUAGGGAAAUGAAGACUCCAAUCUUUUAUCUGAAUGUUACAAAAAUGACUGAUUUUCGGCGGGAUGCUCAUCCAUCCAUUUACAGAAAGCAGAAUUUGACAGAGGAGGAGAGACAGCUGUCUUUGCGAUCCCAGGAUUGUAGUCAUUGGUGCCUCCCUGGUGUUCGUGAUACAUGGAACGAGCUUCUAUAUGCUCAUCUCCUUAGAUAUAUCCAGCAUCGGAGGAGACCAUAGGAGAAAGCUAAUCAUCUGUGAAUCUUUUUGUCUACAGUAUUCUUUUGUUGUUGUACUGGUCAUCACUCAUUACACUGCAGAAGAUGAAAUCCAGCAAAGACAUUCUACAUUUGGCAAAGGUUGAUGUGUACUUGGAGGUAGGCAGGGAUUACCAGUAGAAGUUACACCGACAAUAUUACAUUGUAAAGUUAACUUGAAGGACAAGUCUCUUUUUACUAUAAGCCGAUAUUUUUGCUCAGUUUUA